Molecule: messenger RNA, 788 nt
Organism: Alnus glutinosa
Lineage: Eukaryota; Viridiplantae; Streptophyta; Magnoliopsida; Fagales; Betulaceae
Exons: 4
Coding region: 278-622 (114 amino acids)
Source: RefSeq, a predicted model, not a curated record
AAUCAUAAGCCGGUGUGCCAGAAUAGUGGACUUCCACUAUGACCCAGAUCCUCCCUUCUCUCUCUCAAAAAAAAAAAAAAAUCCUCCCUUCUCUCCCUCUGUCGGGUUAGGUAAGUUUCCUAUGGAGAUGAGAGAGACUUAAUAGCUGUCGUUUAGACAAUCCAAGUCAAAGCCUUUUCCGAUUCGCUUGUCGUCCUAUUUCAACCCAUUUCAAUUUCUAGCUUAUUCCCAGAAUUUUAUCCCAGGAUUCAUUCACUGUCUCUUGGAACUCUCUACGAUGGGUUGUACCGGAUCGUCUCCGGCCAAAGGGGAUGAGACUGCUAAGAAAAUUCGGAAGCCGAAACCUUGGAAGCAUACAGAACCAAUUACAAGGACACAACUAAUGAAGAUGCGUGAUGAAUUUUGGGAUACCGCCCCUCACUAUGGUGGCCAGAAUGAGAUAUGGGAUGCCCUUCGAGCUGCUGCUGAAACUGACUUAACCCUUGCACAAGCAAUUGUGGACAGUGCUGGUGUGAUCGUUCAGAGUGCUGACUUGACAAUCUGUUAUGACGAGAGAGGUGCAAAAUAUGAAAUUCCCAAGUAUGUUUUGAGUGAGCCAACCAAUUUAAUACAAGAUAAUUGACAAGAGGGCAAAGAAUACAGAACUUCAUUGAGACUGUAAAUUUUGUAUAUUGAUCUCAUGGUCGCUAGUGUUCUGAAUCUUGAUAGAGUUGAAUGGGUAUUAAGAAUUCAUUUGGCAGCCCCCAAUUACUUUGAUUCAAGGUUUUUUCAAAUGGAUUGUCCUCAUA